Molecule: messenger RNA, 1446 nt
Organism: Prorocentrum cordatum
Lineage: Eukaryota; Dinophyceae; Prorocentrales; Prorocentraceae
Source: the annotation of a GenBank genome assembly
AAUCACAAUCAGCUCACAUAUUGAAUUUUAUACGUUCGGGCCUCCGUAGCCAUUUUGGCUCAAGAUCGGUCGAGGCAUUUUUGUAUCAAUUCGUAGUACAGGCGAUGCAGUAACCUCUUGCUCGGUGCACUUGCGCGCCAUGUCAGUGGACGUAUGAUAACGCCAACGCCGUCACGUAUGCUGAUUUAUAGUCGCAGGGUCAUACUCGGUUUGAUCGAACUGUCCAUUCCAUCCAUUCCAUUAUCCAAGCCAGUAUUAGUUUCUCGGCAGAGCUCGACUAAAUCAAAAUACGUUCCAUUGGUGAGCUCCUACGGGCGGAUCAGGGCUGCAAAUGGCAUCAUCAGUAUGGGCUCUUGCGCAGUCUCCAGACCUUGCACAACGAAUAUUGGUGGAAGAUCUUGUCUUGUACAUCGCCUUGUUGCACGUGCGUUCCUUGGGCCACCUCCCGCUGGUAAAACCGACGUUCGUCAUAAGGACGGCGUGCGGUGGAACAACCAUGUUGGCAACUUAGAGUAUGUUUCGAAGUCACAGAACUUAGUGAUUUCGCACAGAAACAGAAAUAACAUAAUAGUUGCGUCGCCAGGCAAUUGUAGACCAGUUGUUGGACGAAAAAACGGGACCGCAUCGUGGCAGGUUUUCCCAUCCAUCCUUGAAGCUUCGAGAAGUCUCGGGCUGAGCAGGGACUGCAUUAGGAGAUGCUGCCAGCAUCGCCAGGAUCAGACAGGCGGAUACGAGUUCCGGUAUGAAAAUGCAUGCGUGGUUGAUUUGCGUUGCGAAAUGUGGAUGCGAGCUCUCGAUCCGAACUCUGAUGGCGAGCUGUCAACAUGGUCUAUCAGUUCUCGUGGACGAUUGCGCAAUACACGGGGGCAUGUAUCAUGGGGAUCGCCCAAUCGAUCCGGAUACAGGACGGUUACUAUAUCAUCAGAUGGGGUAAAAAAACAGUUCAAGGUUCAUCGACUAGUUGCUCGUAGAUUUUUGGGGCGAGGUCCGAUCCCUUGGAACAUGGAGGUCAACCACAAAGACGGAGAUAAAGCUAACAAUUGCGUUGAGAAUUUGGAGUACGUGACGCGGUCCCAGAACAUGACACAUGCGUAUUCGAUGAACCCCAAGCCUCGGAACUCGAUGUCACUGUCCAAGCCAGUUUGGGCACGGCCGAAGGUGGACGGGACUUGGAGCUGGUACCCAUCCGCCAGAGAGGCGGCAAGAUUAUUGAACGUUCCCCAGGCCAGCAUUUCGAAAUGUUGUCACCAUAAACUAUCCAGCACGAGCGGCUUUGAGUUCAUAUUUGGAGAGCCUGCGUGCGCAGAAUUGCUGGACGGAGAGGAGUGGCGGGAAGUUGUCUUCGACCCUUAGACCAUGUCAUAUGCUGCGCUCGAGGUUCGAUGUGUCCCUUUCGCGUGUAGAACGUGGAGGAAAAAAAAUAUACGUUCGGGCCCAAACGAUUUG